Symphalangus syndactylus (siamang) is the source of this 6577-nucleotide messenger RNA. It is a transcript of the gene RALGPS1, whose product is annotated as Ral GEF with PH domain and SH3 binding motif 1. NCBI's taxonomy places the organism in Eukaryota, Metazoa, Chordata, Mammalia, Primates, Hylobatidae. Gene Ontology annotation, molecular function: guanyl-nucleotide exchange factor activity. Gene Ontology annotation, cellular component: plasma membrane. Gene Ontology annotation, biological process: Ras protein signal transduction. The record is from RefSeq and is a predicted model, not a curated record.
CCCGCCGCUCAAGCCCUGGAGCGGACGGUUCCUACUGCGGCUGGGCACCGGCUCCGCUCCCGCGUCUGCCCGCGCUCCAGCUGCGCCCGGCCCGGCCUCGGCCCGGCUUGGCGCGGCCCCGGCCUCCGAGCGAAGGCGCCGCUGCCGCUGGGCCGCUCCCAGGGCCAUGAGGAAGCGGCGGCAGCCACUGCGGCCAGCGUCAAGGUGACCGGCCGGGACUGCGGCGGCGGGGAGAGCGGCGGACUUCUCCAGACAGGUUAUGUUACCUGCAGAGGCUGCCCUGAAGCUCCCUGUGGCCUGGAGACUAUGUACAAGAGGAAUGGUCUGAUGGCUAGCGUGUUGGUCACCUCUGCCACUCCACAGGGCAGCAGCAGCUCGGACUCUCUGGAGGGCCAGAGCUGCGACUAUGCCAGCAAGAGCUAUGAUGCUGUUGUCUUCGAUGUCUUGAAAGUGACCCCAGAGGAGUUUGCUAGCCAGAUUACAUUAAUGGAUAUACCUGUGUUUAAAGCUAUCCAGCCGGAGGAACUAGCCAGCUGUGGAUGGAGUAAGAAGGAGAAACACAGUCUUGCCCCUAACGUUGUGGCCUUUACCCGGAGGUUUAACCAGGUCAGUUUUUGGGUUGUACGAGAAAUUCUAACAGCACAGACUUUAAAAAUAAGGGCAGAAAUCCUCAGCCAUUUUGUGAAAAUAGCCAAGAAACUUCUAGAACUCAACAACCUUCAUUCUCUCAUGUCUGUGGUGUCAGCAUUACAAAGUGCUCCCAUCUUCAGGCUGACAAAAACCUGGGCUCUUUUGAAUCGAAAAGACAAGACUACCUUUGAGAAAUUGGACUACCUGAUGUCGAAAGAAGAUAAUUACAAGCGGACACGGGAAUAUAUCCGAAGCCUGAAGAUGGUUCCAAGUAUUCCCUAUCUAGGAAUCUAUCUUCUGGAUUUAAUCUACAUUGAUUCUGCAUAUCCUGCCUCAGGCAGCAUCAUGGAAAACGAACAAAGAUCCAAUCAGAUGAACAAUAUUCUUCGAAUAAUUGCUGAUUUACAAGUUUCCUGCAGCUAUGAUCACCUCACCACCCUGCCCCAUGUGCAGAAGUACCUGAAGUCUGUACGCUACAUUGAAGAGCUCCAGAAGUUUGUGGAAGACGACAACUACAAACUGUCGCUCAGAAUCGAACCAGGAAGCAGCUCUCCAAGACUAGUCUCUUCCAAGGAAGAUCUUGCAGGUCCCUCUGCUUGCGCCGGUUCUGCGAGGUUCAGCCGGAGGCCCACUUGUCCUGAUACAUCUGUUGCUGGCAGCCUCCCCACACCUCCAGUCCCCAGACACAGGAAGAGCCACAGCCUAGGCAACAAUAUGAUGUGUCAGUUGAGUGUAGUUGAGAGUAAAAGUGCGACAUUCCCAUCGGAGAAAGCAAGGCACCUACUGGACGACAGUGUCCUAGAGUCCCGCAGCCCCCGAAGGGGCCUGGCCCUGACCUCCUCCUCUGCUGUCACCAAUGGACUCUCCCUAGGAGGUCAUCCUGUUUGGAGCCAGUCAGGGUUAUACAACGGCUCAGGACAAUGUGUCCAGGGUUCCGAGGUGUGCCUUGGGAGAAGAGUUCCAGGUCAUGCAUGCGGAAAGGCUGGGUUGAGCAAAGGCAGUAGUGAGAGCUCAGAGUUUAGUGAAGAGAUGUCUUCAGGGCUGGAAAGCAGGGGACGUCUCUAUGCCACCCUGGGGCCCAACUGGCGGGUUCCAGUUAGGAAUUCUCCCAGAACCCGGAGCUGUGUCUACAGCCCCACCGGCCCAUGCAUCUGUUCUCUGGGGAACUCCGCAGCUAUGCCCACCAUGGAGGGGCCUCUGAGAAGAAAAACCCUGCUCAAGGAAGGGCGGAAGCCUGCACUGUCCUCGUGGACCAGGUACUGGGUCAUACUCUCAGGAUCCACCCUCCUGUACUAUGGAGCCAAGUCCUUGCGGGGCACAGAGAGAAAACACUAUAAAUCCACACCUGGCAAAAAGGUUUCCAUCAUGGGCUGGAUGGUGCAGCUGCCCGAUGACCCCGAGCACCCAGAUAUCUUCCAGCUGAACAACCCUGACAAAGGCAAUGUUUACAAGUUUCAGACUGGUUCCCGAUUUCAUGCAAUACUGUGGCACAAGCAUUUGGAUGAUGCAUGUAAAAGCAACAGGCCUCAGGUACCUGCAAACCUUAUGUCAUUUGAGUAAGUCUCUGCAGGAUGUGGAAUGACUUCAGAGGCUUCUGGGAACCCAGGCUGGGCCUGGUGGUGAAGAGCAGUCCUGGGCACAGGCUGUGAGCCAGGGUGCUGGGAAUCUCACAGCCAGACUCAGGGGACACAGCCUGUGGCCUCACCAUCCCAGAGGGCUUCACCAGUGUGGGAUCCACCUGUCAGUCCCCAGCGACUCUCAUGACACUCAUUCUGCAGCACUGCCUCUUGGGGCAGUGGUGAGACCCCAGACUGGACACCCCGCUCUCCCUCUCUGGGCCCACCACCUGCAUCUGCGACUAGAGAGCGCCCGGCCCACGUUGGGUUCUCAGCGCUUUCUACUGUGCAGAGUGGACAGCGCUAACUAACCUGCGAGAGGGACCUGAGAGAAGGAACAGCUGUGGAACAGGCUUUUUACACCCCAAGUGCAUGGGGUUGCUCGCCCACAGGGCUGCCUCAGAUUUUGUACAACCCCGAAGCGUCCUCUGCGUGUGCGUGCUGUACGUGUGUGUGUGAGCGAGUGUGAACUCUUCAAGAAACAUGCAUUUUGGCACAAGACUUGUGACAUCACACACUUCAUUCGCUUUGAGGCCCUGCUUUAACCUUAAGUUACAGCCCUGUCCACCGAGGAAGGUCAGUGUGAGAGCCUAGAUUCCUCCUGUGUUAAGGGUCCCUCGCAUUCUUUUACUGUAAACAAACAAUGCCUUAAAUUGUGUCUUGUUUUCUGUUCCUAUGGGUGCUAUUCAUCUGGAAGGCCUGCCUCCAGGCCUCUUUGCUGUCAGCCCUUCUGAGACAGGACCUGGCUUCAGGACUGUGGACUGGGCUGCUAGCCUGCUUGCUUCCUCCCUUCCCCAUUCCUAGCAGGGCCUGAGGCCCUCCUCUUCUCACCCUUCCCACCAUGCCAGAAUGGGAAGUUGUGACGUUGCAGCUCCAACCAACGUGCUCAUAGUGAUCAGCUGUGCAGGAGCCACGAGGCACCAACUUCUCCCCGCAGGGCAAAGCCUGUGCCCCCAUCAUCUCACCCCUUUGCCUGCACUGCCAGGGUGGGGCCCACCAAGAUUCCUGAUCAUGACGGGAAGCUGAGUGACCCUGAGGCCUUAAGCUUCCCCAGUCUUGGCCCCAAAUGCAGUCACCAGCAAGUUUUCCAUUUUCCAAGUCCAAGGGCACAAUUGUUGAUGACCGUGUGACAACAGAGCAGAGCCCCGGGGAGUGAACGGUCCAACCUCUGCAUUCAGUUAGGAGCUCUUUACACGAACCACAUCCUUAUCUGUCACCUUUUGUCACAUUUUAAAGUGAUUUUUAUUUUGCACAAAUAAUUUUUAUUCAAAAUAAUAAAUCACUCUUUAUCACAGUAUCUUCUCUUCCCCCUUCCCCUUUAGUUUGGAUAGCCUAACUCUGAGAAGUUAACCCUUAAACAGUUUUCUGGAAGAGACUGAAUUUCUGGGUCCUUGUAGCUGUAAUGGUUUCAGAGCUCAGACUAAUCAGGCAUCAAGCUACCCUCAAGAGUUUCUGGGCUGGAUGCUUCAGAACAACAUCUACACCAGUAAACUAUAAUAGGUCAGUUUCAAAACGACCAAAAGACCCAUCACUGUAUUUUGACCAAAUAAUGACAACUUCUCUAGAAAUUUGAAUGGCUUGGUGAGGAAAGUAGUUGUCACCAGGGCUUCAUUUUGUAGUUGAGCCUUACAGUGCUUAGUACUUCAUCUUCUUUCUGAGCGAAGACUAGAAUACUUUCCUUCUAAGAGAAACUCCCAGGUGAUAAAGUUGAUGCCAUCAAACCUUGACACUGGGUGCUUUGCACACCCACGCGGAUGUUGCACCUCAUUCUCCCGAUGACUAUUCAAAUCAGCAUCUAGAGGCUGAAUGACAAUGCCAAACACUCCACCUCUGAUCAGAACCAUGCAGUGUUAACACUUUAACCUACAUUGAAUCUGAUUCUACCUGUUAACUUUUAAAAAGUUGUAAGUUUGGAUGAAAGUGCAAGAUGUGGAACAUCAACUACCUAUUUUCCUUGGGUUUUUCCACUCUGCAAACUGUCCUGGUUUUUCAUACCAAUGAAGUAUUAUAGAUGCCAAUCCAAAACCUCAGAAUUUCAGGCACCACAAAAACAGGUAAUUUUCUAUCCCUUACAAGUUUGUCUUUUCUUUCACAAACAUCUCUGAGCCUAAUGUGAAAUAGCACAAUCACAAUUCAAAAUGGUUAGUCUUCUCACUAAUUGAGUCUGCUUCCUCGUCCUCUCCCAAGAACAUUCUUAGCUCGGACUCUUGAAGAAUCUCUUUAGAUUUUGUUGGUAAAAGCCUUAUAGAAGCAGUAAGAGCCUUGACCACACCGGAAGAGUCCUGGAGCUAAAGCUGGAAGACACUCAGCUCUCUAAGCAGGGGCUCGGCCAAACAUGGGCGUUAAGUGCUGCUUGUCUUCCCAGUGUUGAUUUGAACCCUGUGAGCCUGAGACAGAGAGGGCCAGGCACCAACCACAAGGCGGGAAAGUCCAUGGGUGGACCCUCCCCCCUGGAGGGAAGCAUUUCUAGUUUUUGCUCCUUGACUGCCCAGAGUGUACAAAUGUUCAUAAAGCCAUUGAAGGGAUUAUUUCUUAUAUGCAUAUGCUGUAUUUUUUAAGCAAAUGGAUCAUGGCACCCCAAAAUGAAAGUUAUAGAAAGCUGUCUACAACUGUGGAGUUGGUAGCUGGUAACAUUGUUGUCCCAAGAACAACUCACCUCUCUCCCUAGGACUAAUUUUUGUCUCUCUGUUGAACAUGUUUUGUCAUUCAAGAUCAGUCAGGUGCAUUCUGGCAACGGACGUACUCGAUGGAGGAUUGGUUCGGCAGAGAGCAGUAGAAACCUUGUUGUAACUGUGCCCAGUGAGAGACUUUGGCCCCCUCCCUCCCUAUAAGGCUGUGGAACCUGAGGAAGUAGAUACUUGAAGAGAUUUUGUUUAGGAAGAAACUCACUCUCUUUUGCCAAUUGAAUUUAUAGAGCAUUUUUUUUCUUACCAAGAUGGCCAGUUAUCAUCUUAUCCCCACCUCCCAAGCCCCAAGAGGUGUACCUUUUCAGAUGCCAUUUUACAGGCGGAAAUGCUCCAUGAAACAGGAAGCCACUUGUAAGCAACAUCUGCUCUGUUCCUCGGGUGGGGCCCAGAGCCCUUCCCCGAGACUGCUGAUGGCUGUGACCACUGGGGAGCACUGCCAAAACUACAGCUUUCUGGUUUGUGAGCCCAUAAAUGACUUAAAUCAGCUUUACAUCAUUUUUACAUAUCAAGUGGUUUCAUGUUAAAAAAACAAACUCCUAGUCCUUUAGAAAUAACAGAUUCUGUGCACAAAACCACCCAUUCAUUCACAUCACUAGCAAGUGCUGCCUGUGCUAAGAACAAGUCAGAUCUGAUCCCUGCCCUCAUGGACCUGACCACUCAACGAGCAGUCCCCACCACACCUAUCUCCUUAGGCAAGACUGCCUCUCUCCUAGUCCUGAGUAUAAAUCCUGUGCAUAGAUUCCUCCAGAAAGGCAUCAAAAGGCUCAACAAACUGAAUAUCCUCUUGGUCUGCGAGUUCAGUUGCAAUGAGGAUGAAGUCACUAUCCUAGAGGCUGCUUGGCCCAGAAGAGCCAAGCACAGAGCUGCAGUUGGGCACGCCGAGGAUUCCAAAGGUGGAAUGAGAGAGUAGGGUCAAAAUGUCACAGUAUUUGCUCCAUAGGUUUCUGUUUUUAAUUUCAAUGUUAAAUACAACUACAAUAUGAGCGAGAACUGCAUUUUCUUGGGUAUUGAGACCUUGUACCAUGGACUUGAGACCGCCUUGCAGCCCUAUACUGCACAAGCGUGUACACCCCCUGGGCAGCCUCAAAACCCCGCUUACAGCAGCAACACAGGAGAUCAUCUGUCCAUUUUAGAACCAUUGAUCUCUUUAUCCAUUGCUGAAUGACUGUGACUAUUCAGUAAUGAAAUAAUAGUAAUUAAUUUAUUAGUAUGGUAUAAUCUUUAAUACAUUUCGUGCCAAAAUGCAUGGUUUCCCACUUAGCAUUCAAAAUGCUGCAUAGAGAGUAGUUUUCAGUUUCUUAUGUACUCUUCGAAGUAAGUUGAAAAUCAGUUUCUACAUUUUAAUUCGUUUCCUGUUAAAUCUGUUGCACUCUCCAGGGCUGUCUUUUUUUCCAGCAGACCCCUGCAUGCAGUUGUGUAAGGACUUUCUCUAAUUCUUGUGAAUUGUCUCACCCGCAGUAACCACUGAACAUCAAUCAGCCCUCCACGGGGUUCUUUAGAUUUUUGGUGAAGUAUUUUGUUACCUCAGUCUUGUAUCAAGUUGCUGUAUUUUUCAGCUUGUUACAUUGAUGAUAAUUAUUUCACUAAUUAAAUAAUGUACAAACAUCUUUGUUUACUUUGAAAUUAAAUGUGUUUUCCAAUGAA